AAACUUACCAAAUUAAUUUAGAAGUUAAUGUGUUUGGAGCUUAGUUAAGUCUCAUAACCACCACCACUGCCACCACCGCUCUCUCUUCCUCUUCUUCCUCUUCCUCCGCCGUCGCAACCACCUCAUUGUUUUGAAACCUCUGUAAGUACAGAUCUUUCUUGAACAAAUUGGAGGCUGCGCUUUCUUUUUCUAUCUCUUUUGAAGUCACAUUACUUCUGCUUAAACUUCAUUCCUGUGCUAACUAUACAGCUUGAGAUGGACCGCCGGGGUUGGCCAUGGAAGAAAAAAUCAUCAUCUGAAAAGACUGAGAAGGUGUUAGCUGCUUCAGAGUCUGUUGGUACUGCUCUGGCAUCUGUUGGAUCCCGAACCAAUCAGGAUAAUUACAAAAAGCCAACAUAUGUUCAAAUUUCUGUGGAAUCAUAUUCCCAUCUGACUGGUCUGGAGGUUCAAGUGAAGACUUAUGAGGAACAAAUUCACACACUGGAAGAUCAAAUUAAAGACUUGAAUGAACAGUUGUCCAUUGCCCAAACAGAGAUUACUACCAAGGACAACCUGGUGAAACAGCAUUCAAAAGUUGCUGAAGAGGCUGUCUCAGGUUGGGAGAAGGCUGAAGCAGAAGCAUUGGCAUUGAAAAAUCAUUUAGAAUCUGUCACACUACUGAAGCUUACCGCUGAAGAUCGAGCAUCACAUUUGGAUGGUGCUCUUAAAGAAUGUAUGCGGCAGAUACGAAAUCUGAAGGAAGAACAUGAGAAGAAACUGCAAGAUGUUGUUUUCACAAAAACUAAGCAGUGGGACAAAAUUAGGCUUGGGCUUGAAGCAAAAAUAGCCAACCUUGACCAAGAAAUCCUUAGGUCUGAAGUGGAAAAUGCUGAGCUUUCAAGGUCUUUGCAAGAACGUUCCAACAUGCUAGUGAAGGUAAGUGAAGAAAAAUCCCAAGCUGAGGCUGAAAUUGAACUUUUGAAAAGCAAUAUUGAAUCAUGUGAAAGGGAAAUAAAUUCAGCGAAAUAUGAACUGCACGUGGUUUCCAAAGAGCUUGAAAUUCGUAAUGAAGAAAAGAAUAUGAGUAUGAGGUCCGCAGAAGCAGCCAACAAGCAACAUAUGGAGGGUGUCAAGAAGAUAGCUAAGCUGGAAGCAGAGUGCCAAAGAUUACGGGGACUUGUGCGGAAGAAGUUGCCUGGGCCUGCUGCUUUGGCACAAAUGAAGCUAGAGGUAGAAAGUUUAGGCCGAGACUAUGGAGAUACCCGUCUAAAGAGAUCUCCUGUUAAGCCACCCAGUCCGCAUUUAUCACCUGUUACUGAGUUCUCACUUGAUAGUGUACAGAAAUUCCACAAAGAAAAUGAGUUUCUCACUGAACGGUUAUUGGCAACAGAAGAAGAAACAAAGAUGCUUAAAGAAGCUUUGGCAAAGCGUAACAGCGAAUUGCAAGCUUCAAGGAAUCUGUGUGCUAAGACUUCUAGCAAGCUUCAAACUUUGGAGGCACAACUGCAAACUGGUAGUCAGCAGAAAAGUCCUUCAAUGUCUAUGGUUCAGAUUGCUGCUGAAGGCUACUCAAGUCAGAAUGCUAGCAAUCCACCUAGCUUUACCUCCAUGUCGGAAGAUGAAAAUGAUGACAAGGUAAGCUGUGCAGACUCUUGGGCAACAGCACUGAUCUCUGAGCACCCUGAGCUCAAGAAGGAAAAGAACAUUGAGAAGUUGAACAAGGCUGAAAAUGCAAAGCACUUGGAGCUUAUGGAUGACUUUCUUGAGAUGGAGAAGUUGGCUUGUUUAUCAAAUGAUACUAAUGCAAAUGAUGCCACUACUCCUCCAAGCUCUGCAAAUAAGAAGAAAUGUGAAGUUAUCAUGAAUGGCGAUGCUUCAGGAGUGGUCAAUACUGGCGAGGAUUUCCAAUCUGAACAGCACCAUAAUAUGGAUUUGUCCCAGAGUAUCCCAGAAUCUGAGGCAGAGCAGCUUCCAAUAGUGCAGCUUCGAUCAAGAAUCUCAAUGUUACUUGAGUCCAUGUCCAAUGAUGCUGAUAUGGGGAAAAUUGUAGAGGAUAUUAAACGUGUUGCUGAAGAUGUGCGUGGUACACUGCAUCAGCAUUGUGCAAGUUGUGGUUCUACAGAUGUGCACUCUUCUCAUGCCUCAUGCAAUAGGGAGGCUCCAGGAGAUGCCAAAUUAAGUGCAGAUAAGAAAAUUGACUUCUUUCAAGAUGAAAAGCCAGUUCCAAAAGCUGUAUGUGUUACAAGCCAGGAAUUGUUGACAGCCAUUACUUAUAUUCAUGACUUUGUGCUGUUACUCAGCAAAGAAGCAAGGGCAGUUCAUGAUACAUCUUCUGAUGGGAAUGGAUUGAGCCAAAAGAUUGAGAAGUUCUCUGUCAGCUUUAAUAAGGCCUUGGACAGCAAUGAAAGUUUGGUUGAUUUCAUUUUUGACCUUUCUCUUGUCUUAGCAAAAGCCAGCGAACUCAGAAUAAAUAUCCUGGGCUACAAGGGUAUUGAAGUUGAACCUAAUAGUCCAGAUUGCAUUGAUAAGGUUGCUUUACCAGAGAAUAAGGUAGUUCAGGACUCAUCAGGAGAAAGAUAUACUAAUGGCUGUGACCACAUUUCUAUUCCAACCUCAGAUUCUGAGGUUCUCGAUGAUGGUAAUUUAGUCAGAGGCUAUGAAGUAAAAACCACUGCUUGCCCAUUCUCGCCAGAAGAGUUUGAGGUAUUGAAAUUGGAGAAAGAUAACAUGGCAAUGGAUCUAGCUAGAUGUACUGAAAUUAUGGAGAUGACAAAAUCUCAAUUACAUGAAACUGAGCAGCUUCUCACUGAGACUAAAUCACAGUUGGCUUCUGCUCAAAAAUCAAACACCUUGGCUGAGACACAGCUCAAAUGUAUGGCAGAGUCAUACAGGACACUUGAAAUGCGUGCCCAGGAACUAGAAUCUGAGAUGAACCUUCUCAGAGCAAAAAUAGAAAAUGUGGAAAAUGAGCUUCGAGCUGAAAAGACAAGUCACAAUGAUGCUCUGGUUAGAUGCAAGGAGCUUGAGGAACUAUUACAAAGGAAUGAGUGCUGUGGUGAGGCUGAUAAUGAUCUCAAGACCAAACAGGAGGAAGAGUUGAGAGCGGCAGCCGAGAAGCUAGCAGAGUGUCAAGAAACUAUAUAUCUUCUUGGCAAGCAGUUGAAUUCAUUGCGUCCUCAACCAGAGCUCAUGGGAUCCCUAUACAGCCAGAGGAGUCAAAGGUUCCCUGAAGAUGAACCGACUUCUAGCAGCAUGAGAUUACAAGCCUUGGACCAAGCUGAGACGGAUAGUGCUGUUUCUGCCAAUAUGCAGAGAGUAAGUGCUGAGUCCCCCUUGCAUGCAUAUAGCUCCCCAUGUAGCACAUCUGAAACCGAACCAAACAUCAAUAGAGAACCAAUCAAUACAAAACAUCUGAAACACAGGCCGGCAAUGUCAACCUCUUCCUCUUCUUCCUCCACCGCAACUCCAGAGAAACAGUCAAGAGGGUUUAGCAGAUUCUUUUCCUCGAAAGGGAAGAACAGUAAUUAGGCGGUCCAAUUGCAAACAGUAAUUAGGGUAAUAAUAAAAACAUCUAUCAAAAAGGUUAGAAUGAUGGUUUGGAAUCCUGUUUAUUAUUGUAAGUAAUGACUGUAUAUGAUAUCCAUAUCAGUUAAUUUGUA
Mangifera indica (mango) is the source of this 3638-nucleotide messenger RNA. RefSeq names its product filament-like plant protein 4. The record is from RefSeq and is a predicted model, not a curated record. The transcript is spliced from 6 exons. NCBI's taxonomy places the organism in Eukaryota, Viridiplantae, Streptophyta, Magnoliopsida, Sapindales, Anacardiaceae. Bases 256 to 3507 code for a protein of 1083 amino acids.